AUGUUCCGCAAGAUCUUCUCUGUACGAACAAUGCGUCAACGCAUAACACCUAGCGCCCAACCCAUGUCGCGAUUCGACAGUCUCCGUCCAAAUACUCUCGACGCUGUUGAAGCUUCAAACGCCGAAACCGAAGAAGUAUUGGAAUCCACGUCUCAAAAAAAUGACAUGAAGGAGACUAUGAAGGAUAGUAAGAGAGAGAAAGAGGAGGGUGUGGAGGAAGUAGCCUUUAAACCAUGGCCAUACUCCCUCCCGUCAUGGCUUCGACCAAAAGCUAGUACAACCUUUUCACUCAUGAGCGACAGGACCCUUCCGAUUUCUGCUGUAGUAGAUUCUGAGCGCACAGGCGUUCUACAGUUCAUUCUCUACGGUGUCCCGAAUCCAGAACGCUUCUCUUACAGCCAGGAACUAGUGGCGCCGGGUAGUCUUUUGCAUAAGGUUCUCCAUGGGAUCAAGGAGAUGGAUGAGUGUGAGGGUACUGUUGCUAGUGUCACCGUUGUCGAAAGUGAGAACGUAGACUUGGGCGAGGAGAAAAUCAAGAAGGAAGAAGAUGAGGCCAUAGUGGUGAAGGGUAUGCAGAGCAAGGUUACAGUGGAAGAUGUGCUGGAGAAGAAUAAUCAUAUGGGGCAUGGGAUGAUAGCGAAGCAGCGCUUAGCUCCUUCUCAGAAUUUAACUUAUGAUAAGCACAGUGCAUGUAAAUAA
Alternaria viburni is the source of this 699-nucleotide messenger RNA. RefSeq lists its product as uncharacterized. The record is from RefSeq and is a predicted model, not a curated record. The transcript has 2 exons. Lineage: Eukaryota; Fungi; Ascomycota; Dothideomycetes; Pleosporales; Pleosporaceae. Bases 1 to 699 code for a protein of 232 amino acids.